This is a messenger RNA of Camponotus floridanus (Florida carpenter ant), 741 nucleotides long. It is a transcript of the gene RpS8, whose product is annotated as 40S ribosomal protein S8. Gene Ontology annotation, cellular component: cytosolic small ribosomal subunit; ribosome. The record is from RefSeq and is a predicted model, not a curated record. Gene Ontology annotation, molecular function: structural constituent of ribosome. NCBI's taxonomy places the organism in Eukaryota, Metazoa, Arthropoda, Insecta, Hymenoptera, Formicidae. The transcript is spliced from 5 exons. Bases 64 to 690 code for a protein of 208 amino acids. Gene Ontology annotation, biological process: translation; maturation of SSU-rRNA from tricistronic rRNA transcript (SSU-rRNA, 5.8S rRNA, LSU-rRNA).
UAUUCGAUACACGAAUGUGUCUCUAGUAUCUCGCAGUCCGGGUUCUUUCUUUAUAGCGACGAAAUGGGUAUUUCUCGGGAUCAUUGGCAUAAAAGGCGAGCUACUGGUGGGAAAAGAAAACCUAUUCGUAAGAAGAGGAAGUUUGAAUUAGGACGUCCAGCUGCAAAUACCAAGCUUGGACCACAGCGGAUUCAUACUGUCCGUACCCGAGGAGGUAAUAAGAAGUACCGAGCUCUUAGAUUGGAUACAGGAAAUUUUUCAUGGGGCUCCGAGUGUAGUACCAGAAAAACUCGUAUCAUCGAUGUUGUUUACAAUGCCUCAAACAAUGAAUUAGUGAGAACUAAAACUUUGGUGAAAAAUGCCAUUGUUACUAUUGAUGCUACACCAUUCAGACAAUGGUACGAGGGUCAUUAUGUUCUCCCACUGGGCCGUAAAAGAGGCGCUAAACUGACUGAAGCUGAGGAAGAAGUAUUGAAUAAAAAGCGUUCCAAAAAGGCAGAAUCUAAAUACAAAGCCAGACAGCGGUUUGCUAAAGUUGAACCUGCUUUGGAAGAACAAUUUGCAACAGGACGUGUUCUUGCUUGUAUAGCGAGCAGACCUGGUCAGUGUGGUCGAUCUGAUGGCUACAUCUUGGAAGGCAAAGAACUUGAAUUUUACAUGCGAAAGAUUAAAAGCAAGAAAGCCAAAUAAGUAUCUAAUGAUGGUCCAUUGAUAAUAAAAACAUCUUGAAAUACAAACUCC